AUGGCUCUAGAGAGAUCCCCUCCGCGCGCCCCCUCAACUCCCAGUGACUCCUUCUUGGAGGAAUGUGACCAAGGCGGCAAUGAGGCCGUCUCUGUCCCCUUGACCCAAAAUGAGGAGGAGACGGAGAGUGACAGCUCCGCCUCUACCUCUGAGAGCAGUGACGAUUUACCCCCGCUUCAGGAUAAAGAAGCUUUAAACAUGUUGACAACAGAGAAGACUCCCCAGCGAUCCUCCGCACUCAUCCGCAAACAGCUUGCGAAAAAAGCUGCGGCUGAGGUCAAGGCCAAGGGGGGAGAGGUUGGAAAGGCGUUUAAGAAGCAACUCAAACGGGCUAGGGAGGAGACCCCCUCCAUUCUCCACAAAUCGAAGAAAUCCACCUCCGCCUCAACUCCUGGCGCCUCAGCCGGGAAACAACAAUUACGGAUAGCGGGGCGGAUCGAGAGGGCGUCCAGAAUCCAGCAGCUGGAGGCGGAUCUAGAGACAGCCAAACAGCGAGAAAGUGAUGCUGAGACAGCCCAGAAGAAGGCAGAGGAGGCCCGGGAGAAGGCGGAUGAGGGCGCCAAAAAGGCUGAUGAGGCGCUCAAGAAGGCCCAGGCGGACCUUGGCACACUUCAGGGUGUUUCUGAAGCGAACACCAAACUGAAGGCCAAGGUUGAGAAGCUAGAGAAGGAGGCUGCUCAGGCUCAGAAGAACUUUGCAGUAACCCUGGAGGCGGAGCAGAACCGCCUAGUUGCUGAAAGUGACGCUGACAAUGACGCCCGUAUGAAGAUCGCCUGGGCUGCUUUUUACCCAAACGCGGAUUACAACGUCUGGGCACUGGCUCACAGCUAUGCCGAGUACGUGGUGUACUUAAGGGAUAGAGGCGAGCCAGAGCCUGACUCUUUUGAAGCCUGA
Chenopodium quinoa (quinoa) is the source of this 894-nucleotide messenger RNA. Its product is annotated as translation initiation factor IF-2-like. The transcript is spliced from 4 exons. The record is from RefSeq and is a predicted model, not a curated record. The coding region runs from base 1 to 894 and encodes 297 amino acids. NCBI's taxonomy places the organism in Eukaryota, Viridiplantae, Streptophyta, Magnoliopsida, Caryophyllales, Amaranthaceae.